Molecule: messenger RNA, 1627 nt
Organism: Anneissia japonica
Lineage: Eukaryota; Metazoa; Echinodermata; Crinoidea; Comatulida; Comatulidae
Exons: 2
Coding region: 667-1551 (294 amino acids)
Source: RefSeq, a predicted model, not a curated record
UGUAAGAUUCAAAUACUGUACAAGCAUUACUCAUCGAAAGUUGAUUGCAACGAAUUAUUUAAUACUGUACUCUUGAAGUUUCCAACAUGUUAAACGCUAAGCCAAAGUUAUCUGGGGGUAACUAUUUACGUGGACGUCACAAACGUAUCGCUGAAUCGCAAAACAACUCUAAAGCAAAAUGUGCAAGACCAUCGAUUGUAUCUCAAUUCCCUGAUAUUAUUCCCAUCGCAAAGAACUUCAUCGACAGAAUGGAUUUGAGGCGCAUAGUCGACGACACAACUCAACUGGUAAUUGCGGAACCAGUCUAAGGCAACUCCAAUCGCAUAUUUUAAGUGAGGUUGACAGAUUGGAGGAAGAACAUCCACAUUUUAGUAAGUUAACCUAUAAUCUAUUAGAUAACGAUUUUGAGCCAUUUAUCUUUUUAUGAUAUUGAUAUUAAUAAUGAAAAUGAUAGAGAUAAUUAGGGUGAUAUUUAAGAAGUACAAAUAAUGAACUUCGUCGUGAUUUGAUCGUUUUUAAUAAUGCUAACUGUUUUUUUUUUCUGAUUUCUCUUCCAGGCGUCAACACUGUACAUCGGUUGCUAAAGUGCCCGCACGAAGGCAGAAAAAAUGCAUCUAGAUACAAAGGUAUAUUGAUGCAAGAGUCCCCAGAAAAGACAACAGUCGAAUGAAGCCGAAUGACAACGGACAUUUCUGCAGUGCAAGGGUAAAAUAUUGCAUGCAAUUCAGCGCAGCUCAUCCAACAAAUUGUGCCGUUUAUUCAGUAGAUAACAAGAAUAAAAUUACAAUCGGAACAGAUGUUCUUGCCACUGACAGAAGAGUGAAGAUUCACAAGUUGUUUCCAGUGGCAGAUAAGCCUAUCUAUUUAGAUCAUGACUUUCCAAGUCGGAGUGGAAACCUAAUAACGCCAUGUGGUUAUAUGCGCCUCACACUUCAUGAUCCACCUCGAAUGUCUUCAGAUGACAACGGCAGGCCUGAACUCGUUGUUCAGCGUAGCGGACCAGUGCACAUUAUAAACAGAGGUCCAAAAACGAAAUGUAAUGUCGCAUCACAUGUUAAUGACAUGUUGCCACUACUUCAAGAUGACAUGCGCAACGGCAAAUCAAUUGUAUCAAUAGUUGCAGACGGGGGUUGUGAUUUUCACACCGGGCACCAGACAAAUCUUUUGUAUUAUAGUAGGCUUUUUAGGGAUUCGCAUGUAGAUUUACUCAUGAUAACCGCCUAUGCACCAGGACAAUCAGCAUUGAACCCCAUUGAGCACGUCUGGGGCCCAUGUACACAAGCUUUAACCUCAGUUACACUGCCGGAUAGACUAACAGGCGAAGAAAUGUCACCGUGGGAACAGAAUUUAACUGACGAUGAAUUGCGCGUAAAAGAAGACAGUGUGUACGACGCUGCAAUGUCGAAUCUAUGCAAAUACUGGGGUAAUGUAAGAUUUGGCGGUAUUCCCGUUUCAACGUCAUAUAUUUCUUCUAGUAAAGAAGAAGUUCCAUACAAUGAUUAUGAACAUGCUUAUAAUAUAAUGUCAUGCAACAGUGGAAAGAAAUUUUGAGAUAGUGACCUCGUUGAGGAAGUUGAAUUCAUGUUGUCCCACAUAGACAAGAGAAAGGGUUUCCUUGCAUUUAUGA